UCUCAAAAAAGAAGUGGGAAGAGUGCCGCCCCGCAGGGUUGCAGCAGGGGCGUGAGGGCAGCCCGCGCACCGCGAGCGGGACGGGCCUGGGCAGUCUCUCCUUCAGUUUGCUGUCCGUGCCUACAUAAGCGUCUUAAAAUGCUGUUUGUAUGUUGUGUGUUUUCCAUUUUAGUAUAGGAGAAGUGAUGAUGGAGACCCAGCUGUCGUUGUGGAAAAGGACCACUUCAUGGAUGGUUUCUUCCGUCAGGUAGAGGAGAUCAGAGACAGCAUCGCUAAAAUCGCUCAGUAUGUUGAAGAGGUGAAGAAAAACCACAGCAUCAUUCUUUCUGCUCCCAACCCAGAAGGAAAAAUCAAAGAGGAGCUUGAAGACCUGAACAAAGAAAUCAAGAAAGCUGCUAAUAAAAUCCGAGCCAAGUUAAAGGCUAUCGAACAGAGCUGUGAUCAGGAGGAACGUGGGGGCCGGACCUCGGUGAAUCUGCGCAUACGAAGGACCCAGCACUCAGUCCUGUCUCGGAAGUUCGUGGAAGUCAUAACGGAAUAUAACGAAGCGCAGACGCUGUUUCGGGAGCGAAGCAAGGGCCGGAUACAGCGGCAGCUGGAGAUCACCGGGAGGAUGACCACCAACGAGGAGCUCGAGGAGAUGCUGGAGAGUGGGAGGCCGUCUGUCUUCAUCUCGGACAUCAUAUCGGACUCGCAGGUCACCAGGCAGGCGCUCAGCGAGAUCGAGGCGCGGCACAGGGACAUCCUGACGCUGGAGGACAGCAUCCGCGAGCUGCAUGAGCUGCUCACGGACAUGGCCGUGUUCGUCGAGACCCAGGGCGAGAUGGUCAACAACAUAGAGAAGAACGUCAUGAAUGCCGCCGACUAUGUCGAACACGCCAAGGAAGAGACCAAGAAGGCCGUCAAAUACCACAGCAAAGCAAGAAGGCAACAACGUUGUCAUAGCAACUGUCUCCCAAGAGCCGUUUGUCCUCGGAGAUCCAGACCAUAUCUGCAGCGAAAUCCACGUCCUCCGUUUCCCGAGGGAGCCGUGGACACUGAUUGGCGCCGGGUGCCGGCUGCUGUGACGGGCUCGAAGGGGGUGCCGGGCAGCGGUCGGUGAGAGCACCGUGCCCAGUGGGAGGGGGGAGCUGGCCCGGGAGCCUCAGCCGCAGAACAUGCCACGCUGAGUUCGCGGUGUGGAACUAUUCCGUGGCCUCAGGGUGAGGAAUUCCUGAGCAUUUCAGUUUAAAUAUGUCAGUGUUAAAAUGUAUGUGAAGUUCAAUUAGGACCACGUUGUGCUCCGAAGCGCUUGGACUUCACUAUGAUCCCUCCCUCCAGCCGAUGUAUCUAAUGAACAGACUUUUGUACUGUGUUUAAUUGGUGUUUGUUUCUUACUUGCAAUAAUUCUUUUAUAACAGCUGUUUUGUAAGCUAUCUAUAACUUAAAAUGUUAAUGAAUUAAUCGUUUAACAUAUUGUUAACACCCUAACCUACCCCGCUUUUCUACUCAGGAAAUGGAGCUUUACGUGGUCAGGGCCAUGUCUGUGCAGUUGUUGACAGCGUGUGCCACCAGCUAGGAACCUCUGGCUGCAAGGCCCCCUCAGCCCCCCAGCGCCUCCUGUUAAUGCCGACUGACAAAGCUGGGAUGCGCCUGGCACCUUAGGAAAGUCCCGGGUCUUGCAUUUAGCUCCAUUCCCACCUGUUCCGCUACUCCAGGUAAUAAAUAGUUGC
Molecule: messenger RNA, 1712 nt
Organism: Tupaia belangeri chinensis (Chinese tree shrew)
Lineage: Eukaryota; Metazoa; Chordata; Mammalia; Scandentia; Tupaiidae
Gene: STX2
Product: syntaxin 2
Exons: 9
Coding region: 227-1102 (291 amino acids)
Biological process (GO): exocytosis; synaptic vesicle fusion to presynaptic active zone membrane; intracellular protein transport
Cellular component (GO): plasma membrane; presynaptic active zone membrane; endomembrane system
Molecular function (GO): SNARE binding; SNAP receptor activity
Source: RefSeq, a predicted model, not a curated record